CGCUACAUUUCACCACCCCACACACACCACCUUCAAAAUAACACACAAACAAAACCCCCACAAACCACAUUUCCUCCUCAUCCUCCUCUGGUUUUCUCCAUUUUCUCAGAGCUCGAUUUCUCAGAAAAAUGCCCGCAAAUCAUUCACUUCCAGUUUCUCAGGAACAAUUAACAGAGCAGCCCGGGCUGCGCAGGCGGCUGUCGUCUCUGUCCCUGAAGCUCCAGCCCAUCUCUUCACCUGCAACCUCAUGGGCACUAAGCCGGUCGAAAUCGGUUUCCGCCAUGGGAGAGUACGCCGGAGGAUCCAUUAGAAAAUGGUGGGUCCAGAGCUGGGCAUGGAUCAUGUCCAGGAAACCCAUUUUUGCCCAGGAUCUGGAGAUGAACGAGGAAGAAACCAAAGUGCUUGGAUCCGACAACAGAGGAAGCUGGAGGCAUGUGUUCUACAAAGUCCGGUCGGAGCUCAAGAAACUCGUGGGCUCUGAUGUCGGAAGCCUGCCACAAACUUACAGGUACAAUUUUGACGAUGGGAGGACCAAAACCAAGAAAGUUUACGGCUGAGAUUUCAUGGAGGGGUCGGGUUGAAAAAUUAAUGGUGGUCUGAGGGUUCUCUGCAAUUUGUGGAAAGUUGAAGGAGUGGUUGGCAAAUGCAGACAUGGUUUGAUCCAACAAUGGAGAUUGCAGAGGUUGCUGCUUAUCAUCAUAAAAUUAGGGAGCAUUUUAUUGAUUAGUAAAUACUAAAUAUCAUGUUAUUAUUUUUAUUUUUUUAAUUACGAAGCAAUUAUUUUUGCAUACUCUCUCCUAUUAUUUGUAAGUGUUAAUUUAUGUGCUAGUUAAUUUAUAGUAAAUGAAUUAUUUAUAAAUUAGCUGUUAUUUCUU
This is a messenger RNA of Malus domestica (apple), 875 nucleotides long. RefSeq lists its product as uncharacterized. The record is from RefSeq and is a predicted model, not a curated record. NCBI's taxonomy places the organism in Eukaryota, Viridiplantae, Streptophyta, Magnoliopsida, Rosales, Rosaceae.